AAGAAAUGGGGUGAAAAAAAGUAGGCCUGCGUCUAUAAAGCAAUCGCCGAAGACCAGAGCAAAGGAAAGAAGUCAGUCUCUCAUAGUUUCUGUGAAAGAAGCCAUCUUUGAUCUUUCUCGUCCCUUCUCUUUUGCUCUCUGUGGAACAGAGGAAAAAUGGCGGUGGGUAGAGAGGAGGUGCAGAUAUUCAAGCCAAGAACGGACAAAAGAGAGUAUAGGAGGAUCGUUCUCAAGAAUUCACUUCAGGUCCUUCUCAUCAGCGAUCCCGAAACCGAUAAGUGUGCUGCUUCCAUGAAUGUCAGUGUUGGCUCCUUCAGCGACCCUGUUGGCCUGGAAGGCCUUGCCCAUUUUCUGGAGCAUAUGCUGUUUUAUGCGAGUGAGAAAUAUCCGUUGGAGGAUAGUUAUUCCAAGUAUAUAACGGAGCACGGAGGCUGCACUAAUGCUUAUACAUCUUCUGAGCACACCAACUACCAUUUUGAUGUCAACAGUGAUUGUUUUGAAGAUGCUUUGGACAGAUUUGCGCAAUUCUUUAUUAAACCACUAAUGUCAGCUGAUGCAACCACAAGAGAGAUUAAAGCUGUUGAUUCUGAGAAUCAGAAAAAUUUAUUGUCAGAUGCUUGGAGAAUGAACCAGCUUCAUAAACAUCUAAGUGAUGAAGGCCAUCCAUAUCAUAAAUUCAGUACUGGGAAUUGGGAUACUCUGGAAGUUCGACCAAAAGCAAAAGGAUUGGAUACAAGACAGGAGCUUAUUAAGUUCUAUGAUGAAAAUUAUUCUGCCAACCUUAUGCAUCUGGUGAUAUAUUCUAAGGAAAGCCUUGAUAAAAUUCAAAGCCUUGUUGAGGACAAGUUCCAGGAAAUAAGAAACAAUGAUAGAAGCUUUUUGUCUUUUCCUGGUCAGCCUUGCACAUCAGAACAUUUACAGAUACUUGUAAGAGCUAUCCCAAUAAAACAAGGUCACAAAUUGAAAAUCAUAUGGCCAAUAACUCCAGGCAUUCUUCACUACAAGGAAGGUCCAUGCAGUUAUCUUAGCCAUCUUAUUGGCCAUGAAGGAGAAGGAUCUUUGUUUUAUGUCUUGAAAACUUUGGGGUGGGCUACUGGCUUGGCUGCUGGUGAAGGGGACUGGGCGACAGAGUUUUCUUUCUUCAAAGUAGUAAUUGAUCUUACUGAUGCUGGCCAUGAGCACAUGCAGGAUAUUGUAGGGCUGCUAUUCAAAUACAUUCGGCUUUUGCAGCAAUCUGGUGUUUCCAAAUGGAUAUUUGAUGAGCUUGCUGCUGUUUGUGAGACAAUAUUCCAUUAUCAGGACAAAACCCCUCCAAUUGAUUAUGUAGUCAAAAUUGCAUCCAAUAUGAAGUUAUAUCCUCCUAAAGAUUGGCUAGUUGGGUUAUCCUUGCCUUCUAAUUUCUGUCCGAGCACAAUUCAAUUGGUGUUGGAUCAGCUUUCUCCAAACAAUGUCCGAAUCUUUUGGGAAUCAAAGAAAUUUGAAGGACAAACUGGUAAGGUAGAGCCAUGGUAUGGAACUGCAUAUACUGUUGAGAAAAUCACCAGCUCCAUGAUUCAGGAAUGGAUGCUGUCUGCUCCUAAUGAUAAGCUGCAUUUACCAGCACCUAAUGUGUUCAUCCCUACUGACCUAUCACUGAAGGAUGCUCAAGAGAAGGUCAAAUUUCCAGUUCUGUUAAAAAAGUCAUCCUAUUCAUCUUUAUGGUACAAGCCUGACACAGUGUUCUGUACGCCCAAGGCUUAUGUUAAGAUAGAUUUCAAUUGCCCCCACGGUGGCAGCUCUCCUGAGGCUGAAGUUCUAACUGAUAUUUUUACUCGGUUGCUAAUGGAUUAUCUGAACGAAUAUGCUUAUUAUGCACAGGUUGCUGGUCUAUACUAUGGCAUUGCCAAUACAGACAGUGGUUUUCAGGUGACUGUGGUUGGUUACAAUCACAAACUGAGGAUCCUAUUGGAAACUGUUAUUAAAAAGAUUGCAAAAUUUGAAGUCAAACCCGACAGGUUUUCUGUAAUCAAGGAAAUGGUGAUAAAGGAGUACGAAAAUUUCAAGUUUCAGCAACCAUAUCAGCAGGCUAUGUAUCAUUGCUCUUUAAUUCUACAGAAUCAAGCAUGGCCUUGGAUGGAUGAACUUGAAGUGCUUCCUCAUCUUGAAGCAGAAGAUCUUGCUAAGUUUGUCCCAUUGAUGCUCUCAAGAGCUUUCUUGGAAUGCUAUAUAGCAGGUAACAUUGAACGCAGCGAGGCAGAGUCAAUAAUUGAGCAUAUAGAAGAUGUCUUUUACAAGGGCCCAAUUCCUAUUUGCCAACCAUUAUUCCCAUCCCAGCAUUUGACUAAUAGAGUUAUCAAGCUUGAAAGGGGAAAGAAUUAUUUUUAUCCAAUUGAAGGCUCGAAUCCUAGUGACGAGAAUUCUGCUUUGGUGCAUUAUAUUCAGGUUCAUCGAGAUGAUUUUAUGCUGAAUGUGAAACUUCAGCUUUUUGCUUUUAUUGCAAAGCAACCAGCUUUCCACCAGCUUCGGUCGGUUGAGCAACUUGGAUAUAUUACUGUGCUCAUGGGCAGGAAUGAUUCUGGCAUUCGAGGUGUACAGUUUAUUAUCCAAUCUACAGUGAAGGGCCCUCGACAUGUUGAUUUGAGAGUUGAGGCAUUCCUCAAGAUGUUUGAAACUAAACUUUAUGAGAUGACAAAUGAAGAAUUCAAGAAUAAUGUUAAUGCUUUGAUUGAUAUGAAGCUCGAGAAGCACAAGAAUUUGAGGGAAGAAUCUGGAUUUUACUGGCGAGAGAUAUAUGAUGGAACCCUAAAGUUUGAUCGGAAAGACUCUGAGGUGGCUGCAUUAAGGCAACUGGAGCAGCGAGAGUUUGUAGGGUUUUUCAAUGAACACAUAAAAGUCGGUGCACCACAGAAGAGGACAUUAAGUGUUCGUGUUUAUGGGUCCCCACAUUCAUCAGAGUAUGCAAUAGAUAACAGUGAAUCAGUUGCAUCCAACUCUGUUGCAAUAGAUGAUAUUUUCAGCUUCAGAAGAUCACAACCUCUUUAUGGUUCCUUCAAAGGAGGCUUGGGUCAUAUGAAGUUGUAGGGUAGGAACUCAUUUAAGAUUGUUGAUAAAAAGGAUCAGAAAUGGAACUUUUGCCAUCUCCUGGUGGAUAAAACUUGGUACAAGCUUUGCUGUCUGGAAGUAAAACAAAGCCAAGUCUCAGAAUUUUCGAAAACUUUCAAGGGCUGGAGUAGCUUUUCUUGCAUGGCAUUGGAGAUGCGAGUUCUGUUUCUGAUUCCUCUUUCGGGUUCCAAUCUCAAAAUCAUAUUGUAACUUAUCAUUGUAUCAGUUGACAAAAUAAAUUAUGGCUUAUUUGGUGUUUGUUUGCUUUA
Messenger RNA from Hevea brasiliensis (rubber tree), 3350 nucleotides. RefSeq names its product insulin-degrading enzyme-like 1, peroxisomal. Gene Ontology annotation, biological process: peptide catabolic process. NCBI's taxonomy places the organism in Eukaryota, Viridiplantae, Streptophyta, Magnoliopsida, Malpighiales, Euphorbiaceae. The record is from RefSeq and is a predicted model, not a curated record. The transcript is spliced from 26 exons. The coding region runs from base 157 to 3060 and encodes 967 amino acids. Gene Ontology annotation, molecular function: metal ion binding; metalloendopeptidase activity. Gene Ontology annotation, cellular component: cytosol; mitochondrion.